CAAUCUUGGCCCAUAGAUCUUUUAGAGUGGUUGCCUCCCCUCCUGUCCUGGAGGCUGAAACCCAGAGAGAGAGAGAGAGAGAGAGAGAGAUCAAGAAGCGAAGCAUAAGGAAGUUCAAGUCGAAGAAGAAUGGAUCCUUCUAUGUGGCACAGAAUAGCUGCUGUCUCCGGGGUAGCAGCUCUCGGAUUGGGGACCUACGGUGCUCAUGUCUUCAAGCCCGAAAAUCCCACUUACAAAGAGGUAUGGCAAACAGCGUCUUUAUACCAUUUGGUUCACACUGCAGCCCUUCUUGCUGCUCCUAUCACCAAACACCCCAACAUUUUUGGAGGCCUUUUGACUACUGGGAUUCUUGCUUUCUCUGGAACGUGUUAUACUGUGGCUCUUCUUGAGGACAGAAAGUAUUCUACUCUGGCUCCAUUUGGUGGCUUUGCAUUUAUUGGUGCUUGGGCAAGCUUGCUUUUCUAAGGAUAGACCUCUUUAAGAUGGCGGCGAAUCUUCAUUUCUGCGUCACCAGUAUCAUGCAUCGAUGCUUUGGGGUUUUAGCAGAUACUGAAGAAACUUUGUUUAGCUAUCUAUUCACUAUCUUGAUGAUGGUUCAUAUUUCAUAUCUUUAUGUAUUAUAUAUAAUGUUGCUUGUGAAAUUAUUGGAUUGCUUCGUUGCAGUUUCUCAAUCACUGGUCGGAGUCUAAGGGAACUUGAAGUAAAUGUAGGUUAACAUUUGUUGCUGAUAUUUUCUAUCGUGCUGCGAGUAUUCUUAUUGGAAAAA
This is a messenger RNA of Populus trichocarpa (black cottonwood), 766 nucleotides long. RefSeq lists its product as uncharacterized. The record is from RefSeq and is a predicted model, not a curated record. The coding region runs from base 130 to 465 and encodes 111 amino acids. Lineage: Eukaryota; Viridiplantae; Streptophyta; Magnoliopsida; Malpighiales; Salicaceae. The transcript is spliced from 5 exons.